AUGCCGGAUAAAAUACUAUGUGGGCUUGGAAAUCCGCUUCUGGAUAUCCAAGCGUCAGUUGCUCCGGGGUACCUGAAGAAGUACAACCUCGAAUCGAACAACCAAAUCUUGGCUGACGAAUCGCACGUUCCGAUGUACGCAGAACUUGUCGACUGGUUUCCAGUAAGCUACCUGCCAGGUGGUGCCACCAUGAACACUAUUCGUGUCGCUAAGUGGAUGAUGAAAGGCUUGGGCCGAGCUCUUUACUCCGGCGCCAUUGGCAAAGAUAGUUUUGCAGAAACACUCAAGGAGCAGGUUGCUCUUGCCGGAGUGGAAGCUCACUUUCACGAACAGGUGGAGCAGCCAACGGGAACCUGUGCCUGUCUCAUUUCUGGCAACUCUGGCCACAGGAGUCUCGUCGCCAAUAUAGCCGCGGCGAACACAUACCCAGAGAGCUACUUAUCUGGUCCUGCCUGGGACUCAAUUUCGCAGUCGGACGUGUUCUAUUCUGCUGGAUUUUUCCUCACGCCUCCAGAAGGAACGAAGUGCAUGGAGAAGGUCGGCAAGUUUGCUUCUGAGAACGGCAAGCUGUUUUGCAUGAAUCUGUCCGCUCCAUUUCUCUGCCAGUUCUUCAAAGACCAGAUGCUGAAGAUCAUGCCCUACUGCGAUUUCGUUUUUGGCAACGAAACCGAGGCUGCUGCUUUUGCAGAAAACAACGACAUCGAAGACAAGUCGAUAGAAAACAUCGCUCGACGUAUCGCAGCACUGCCCAAGAUCAACUCGAAUCCGAGGACAGUCGUCAUUACGCAGGGCGCUGAUCAAACAGUCGUUGUCAAGGGCGGUGACGUCAAAACUUUCCCCGUCACCAAAGUUGACAGCCUCGUCGAUACCAAUGGCGCUGGCGAUGCUUUCGUCGCUGGAUUUCUAUCACAGCUCGUCAACGAGAAAAGUAUAGAAGACUGCGUGGAAGCUGGCCACUACGCCGCCGGUGUCAUCAUUCAACACAACGGAUGUACCUUCCCAGAAACGUGUCACUUCAAAGCCAAUUAG
Molecule: messenger RNA, 1029 nt
Organism: Oikopleura dioica
Lineage: Eukaryota; Metazoa; Chordata; Appendicularia; Copelata; Oikopleuridae
Source: the annotation of a GenBank genome assembly